Molecule: messenger RNA, 2243 nt
Organism: Sitophilus oryzae (rice weevil)
Lineage: Eukaryota; Metazoa; Arthropoda; Insecta; Coleoptera; Curculionidae
Exons: 2
Coding region: 1208-2020 (270 amino acids)
Source: RefSeq, a predicted model, not a curated record
AUAAAUAUUAGAUCUGUAUAUGGAGUUAAACGGUACGUGUUUAAAUCAAAGCCACUAUGGAUAUUGUUAAACAAGAUGGAGUAAAAUUUAUAACUAAUGCCGAUCUUGUUAAUACUUGGCUUGAUCACAGCGACAAGAACCCAAAAUUGUUUGUAUUUGAAAAAAUGUGUUCGUUAUUAAAUACUGAUGAACCUUCCAGGCAAAUGAGACACCACUUGGAGACUGCAAGCAGACUCUUUUGCCUGAAUAUAAGCAGAAGAUGGGCUGGGUCGUCUCGAAACCGCCUUCGAUUUGAGCGCCGAAACAAAGCGUGGUUGCUAAGUAAGAUCUUAAUGCCACAAUGUUUAUCUGAUGGUCAAUCAAGCAACUUAGAGCAGGCUGGCACAAGUCGCGCUCGUGGAAGACCUUUAAAGCCAUUUGAAGAGUGUUCCAAGAAGACAAAAAUUAGGCGUGCCAAAAAAAUCACUGCUGGCUGAACCACUAGUGAAAUAAAAUAUGCAGCUAAAUUAGUAAGUAGUUCUGCACCAUGUCCCACUACUUCACUUUCUCCUCAUCAGGCACUAGCUCUUUACUUAGACCUCUUUGUCUGAAAGAAAAUAUAAUGUUCUUAGGUCCGUUGUAAACAGUACAGGUACAAAUACCUUUCCUAGUCUGUAUAUUUUAAGACAAACACAAAAUGCUCUUUUACCUUCUAACAUUUAUAGUACUGAAAUUUCAGCUGAAGUGGAUUUGCAAGCUCUUUUAAAUGCAGCUUAACAGCUCAAAGUAUAAUAAAUAUAAUAGACAUCAAAGAAAACAAAAAAACAAUGUUGGUUUGCAAAUGGGGCUUUGAUGGUUCUUCUGGGCAUAGCCAAUAUAAGCAGUCAUUUGCCGAUGCAUUUUGCACGGAUGAAUUUCUUUUUUUAGUGGUUCUAGUGCCUUUAAGACUACAAGAUGUAGAGACUGAAAAUGUUAUGUGGGUCAAUCCAAGUCCAUCAUCCACACUUUACUGCCGACCUAUAAAAUUUAUAUUUAAAAAAGAAAAUAAAGAGCUAAUACGUGACGAGGAAAAAAACAUAUUGGAAAAAAUUAAUAAUCUGAAUCCAUUUGAUAUUAAGUUUGACAAUGGGCAAAUUUGUACAGUUGUGUAUACCAUGUCGUCUACCACAUCGUCUCAGAUACAAACGCGACAUCCAAAUGCAUCAUUUGCCAGGCAACCCCCAAGCAUAUGAAUUUGGAAAAUAUAAGCCGCCCAUCCCAAAUAGAGAACUACCGCUUUGGUUUGUCUACACUCCAUUGUUGGAUUCGAUUUUUUGAAUGCUUACUUCACAUCGGUUAUCGUUUACCAAUAAAAUCGUGGCAAGUGAAAGGUGCCGAAAAUAAAGAAAUUGUUGAAAAUAACAAAAAGAAAAUACAGGCUGAAUUCAAAUCGAGAAUGGGGCUGAUUGUAGACAAACCAAAGCCAGGGUAUGGGUCAAGUAACGAUGGGAACACGGCAAGAUGUUUCUUUUACAACCCAGAAUUAAGUUCCGAAAUUCUAGGUAUAGAUAAAAAUUUAAUAGUAAAGUUUUCAAUUAUACUUAGGGUUCUGGCAAGUGGUCGACCGAUAAAAAUUGAAAAUUUUAAAGAACUACUGGGCGAAACUAAACAAUUAUAUUUAGAUCUAUACAGAUGGUAUUACAUGCCAAGUAGCGUACACAAAGUUCUUGAACACGGGUGCGAAAUAAUUGAAUCAUUUUCGUUACCAAUAGGCCAACUCUCAGAGGAUGAUCUGGAAGCACGACACAAGGAAGUAAGAAAAUAUCGAUUGUUUCACACCAGAAAAUGUUCUAGAAUAAGUUCAAAUACAGAUCUAUUAAAGAGGUUAUCAAUAACAUCCGAGCCCCUCAUAUCAACAAAAAGAAAAGUAACAACGCGAAAAAGUAACAAAUUAGACAUCGAUGUACAGAAAUAUCUUAUAUGUGAGGAUACUUCAUCUACCUAUGAUUUGGAUAUAAAUUUGGAAGAUUCUGUCAGCAGUGAUUCUUCCGAAUCAGAGUAAUUACAAUCUAUGUUUUUGUUAUCCUAAAUUAAAUUUCUAGUAUCUUAAGGUUUUAAGUUUUUUUUAGUUAAAUAUAGUAUUAAUGUUUCUUUUUCAUUAAAGAAAAACAUUUUUAUGUUAUGAAAAACAUUAUUAUAAAUAUUAGGCUUACAUUGUAGAAAUCAUAUACUAAUGUUAUUUCAAUUGUUUUUUAUCACAGGGAUGUUUUAAUACUUACAUCAUU